CAAGCGACUGUUACAACGACUAGAACGUUAUCAGGAUAUGGUUGACCACUGCGUCGUCAAACAACUCGGCAAACACAAAACUGAAUUGUGUGGUUUUACAAAGGUGGCGAAACUCUUAACGACAUCAACUUUCGGUAGCACCAGCUAGGACACGGAUGAUGGCUUCAGCGGAUGGAUGGCGAAAGGACGUUCUUGUACGUAUCUUCCCCUUCGUACUAUUACAAGUCUUUUCGUUCUUCCUUUCGCCAUCUUCUGCUUCUUCGACGACUAAUAGGAAUACCUACAACGUUUACAACUACGAUCAGACGACACCUCAGUUUACCCCUGACGGUCGCCUUCUCCAAGUUGAAUACGCAUCUUCCGCGGCCGACUUGAGUCCUCCAUUGGUCGUUUUCGAAUGCCUUUCUACGACUUAUGGCACUAGUGACAACGAUGACGAACAUAGAGAUGAAGAUGCCAACGACAACUCGCAAUCAUAUCCUUGCACAGUUCUGAUUGCCAUUCCAAAGGAAUCAAACUCUCCCCAACACAGAAUUGUGAUUAUCGAAGAAACCGACGACGGCAAGCAGGAACGAUUGCCGCCAAUGCUUAGUCGUUUGAAUCGUUCCUAUUGCGUGGCCAUGUCGGGGAUUCUGGCCGACAGUCUCGCGUUGUUGCAGGCGGGAAUGAAAGCAGCGGGGCAACACACGCUACAGUACCAGAUGUUUUUUGGCAUGGAAUCCCUGGCACAAGCCGUGGCCGACGAAUGCCAGAGCCGGGUGUUUGCGGGCGGAUUGCGACCCUAUGGAUCGACGCUAGUGUUGUGCGGAUACGAUUGCGACGACGGGUACCGCGCGAAAUCAUCCGAAAGCUUGAUUUAUCAAACCGAUCCCUCUGGUGGAAUCUUACAACACUACACUCGACCGAAUACUUAUGAUGACAAAGAAAAACAGCGACAUCACCACUACGAAUCAAGCGCAGCCACCACUUUUGGUGUCCCCAAAAAGAAGAAAAAGUCGUUGCUACGAAGAAAAGACGCUGCAGACAAAAACGGUGCUAUCAAAAGCCGAGUCCGAUGUGUCGUGGGGGGAUCGCCCAGUCUUCAACGCCAGCUCCACAAGCGCAUAGAUCAAGCCUUGGUGAAAUUCGAAAACAACCUGCGACAGAACAAACAAAAUCGUCGAGAACCGUCACUGGCGGAACGCAUUGCCUGUGUGGCCAAAAUUCUUAUCCAGGAGACCACAAAGGGCGAUGUUGGUGCGAAGAAUAAUGACGAGGCGAGUCAUGCCGAACAACACGGGUCGUCAGAGUCCUCGUCGAAUCGCACCCUGGAAAUUGUUCUAGUUUCGCCGACACUAGGCUGUCAUCGACUGGAUGAUAGGCAGCUACGAGCAAUCCAAGAACUUGUACGUGAUGAAAAGUCAAGGAGGUAGUACUGGAGGCAUGGCGCGUUCAAAACUCUCAAAAAAUUAUGCAAUGAAAAUGUAAAAUUUGA
This is a messenger RNA of Pseudo-nitzschia multistriata, 1474 nucleotides long. NCBI's taxonomy places the organism in Eukaryota, Bacillariophyta, Bacillariophyceae, Bacillariales, Bacillariaceae. The record is from the annotation of a GenBank genome assembly.